This is a messenger RNA of Symbiodinium pilosum, 786 nucleotides long. NCBI's taxonomy places the organism in Eukaryota, Dinophyceae, Suessiales, Symbiodiniaceae. The record is from the annotation of a GenBank genome assembly.
GCCGACCAGACGGCAUGGCAGACGCAGGGACUCUACGUGCGGGCUGACGAAAGCUGCGUAACAUCGCGCUACUGCUUCAUGGAGGACGUGCGCUACUUCUGGGCAUCAAAGCAAGGCAACUGCCAGGGCCGCACGCAGCUCUCAUGCACCGGCUACUCCACCACCGAUCCGCUCAGCGACUUGACCAAUUUUUUCAACAAAACAAGCUAUCCAGGCCUGUCAGAGACUGAGUUCAUCAGCUUGCUGGGAACGACGUCUUCAACCGACCCGACGAAGACAGAGUGGCAAGUGUACCUGGAGGCGAAGACCAAUUACUUGAGGAGCGUGAAUCGUCGAUACGAAUCCGACUUUGCUGCUCAGUACACCGGCAUUCGGCUCAACGCAGACAAGACGGCGGUUCAGUUUGCCUGGAUCAGCUACAACGCAACAUUCCCACGCGAGAACACGGUGGACGAAGCCAACGAGUGGUACGAGCGGUGGCAGAGCUUCAAGAACACCCAUGCUCCAACGUUGGGUGGCUUCCAGACGGCAGAGCUCUACCUGUUCCUCGUCACGCAGAACGAGAUGGUGAAGGCGGCAACCAUGGGCAUCGGCCUUUCUCUUUUGGUCUGCUUCAUCGUGCUGCUGCUAACCACCUGGAACUGGUGGACUUCUACCCUCGGACUUGUGUGUAUCAUUUGCAUCACUGCCACGUUCUUGGGCGUGGUUCCGUUGCUGGGUUGGAGUUUGGGCGAGAAUGAGUGUAUCUUCAUGAUUGCUACGGUCGGUUUGUCCGUGGACUACACU